GUCGCGCGGGGGUGGGCUCCGUGAUCGGGACCCGUGUGCUCGCCGAGGGAGGCUGUCCCCGGCUUCGGCCUCCCGCCUGCUGCUGUGUGUUGUCAGAGGUUCUUUCUUGGGAGAAUUCUGGACUUGGGUGAGGUGCACGUGGAGAUUCCCUCCACCUGAAGAUGAGGGAAAGGGGUGCAUGGAGUUGUAUCUCGGUUUGUGGGGCCCGCGCUGGGGAUGCCUGGGUAAUCCAGAGGUCAUCUGUGCCGUACUCGUCACGGCUUCCGAGCGCCCUAAAACGCCCUCUCCGUGGGCAGAAGAUAGAGCUCACCUAUUCUGGCUUUCCAGACUCACAGAGUUCAAGCUGGUUGGCCCUCCAGCCCCCGCAGUUUACAAAUGAGACAGAUCUAGAGAAGGGGAAUGGCCUUCCUGAGACCGUUCGGCCGGUGAAUUGGGGGGCUUCCUGGCUCAGACAGUGCUCCUUCCGUCGUUUUGCAUUGCAGGCUCAUCCCCCCCUCUGUCUAGGAGGCUGAUCUGAGUCCUACGGAGAUGGGUCUUACUGUUCUCCCAAACCUGCGGGCCCCGUUAUCAGGUUCACUCUCUUCCCCAGGGCAUGCCACAAACCUCCAGAUACUGGUCUGUGGGACUCAGCAGAGCAUGAGUCGUCUGUCCUUGCAUCCGUAAGCCACUCUCCCAACUGCUGCCCCACCACCCACCGUCCUCAUGUCUACCUUACUCCUCAAUCUGGAUUUUGGCAAACCUCCCCCCAAAAAGGCAUUAGAUGGGAACGCUAAGCACCAAAAGUUUGUCAAAAAGCGGCGGCUCUUGGAACGGAGAGGCUUUCUGAACAAGAAGAACCAGCGCCCCAGCAAGGUGCCCAAGCCGCCCUCAGAACCUCCAAGGAAAGGGGAAGCCCCUCGGGUGGAUGGCACUUGGAAGGUCCCUCCUCUCGCAAAAAAGAAGAAGACCACUGUCGCCGGCAGUGGGUCAGAGCAGUUCCUGGACAAGAAAACGUCUGUGCCUUGGCUGACCCCUGCCCCUUCACAGAAGGCUGGUUCUCUUGUGGCUACAGUGGAUUUGCUCGGGGAGUUCCAGAGUGCCCUCCCGAAGAUCAAGAGCCCCCCAGCUCGGCCCCGGAAGAAGGGCCCCCAGAAGAAUGCCCCCCAGAACUCCACCCAGGCUCAUCCAGGGAGUACAUGCUCUGAAGCAUCCCAGAAAACGCCAACAAAGAUGGUGGCAAUUGACUGUGAGAUGGUGGGCACAGGACCCAAGGGACAUGUCAGCUCUUUGGCGCGAUGUAGCGUCGUCAACUACAGCGGAGAUGUGCUCUAUGACGAGUACAUCCUUCCCCCCUGCCACAUCGUGGACUACCGCACCCGGUGGAGUGGUAUCCGGAAGCAGCACAUGGUGAAUGCUACGCCUUUUAAGAUUGCUCGGAGCCAGAUCCUGAAGAUACUCACAGGAAAGAUCGUGGUCGGGCACGCCAUCCACAACGACUUCAAGGCCCUUCAGUACGUCCACCCCAAGGCCCUCACCCGCGACACCUCCCACAUCCCCCCGCUCAACCGGAAGGCUGAAUGCCCGGAGAAUGCCACCAUGUCUCUGAAGCAUCUCACCAAGAAGCUGCUGAACCGGGACAUCCAGGUUGGGAAGAGUGGACAUUCCUCUGUGGAGGACGCUCAGGCCACCAUGGAGCUGUACAAGUUGGUUGAAGUCGAGUGGGAAGAGCACCUGUCCCAGAACCCCCCAAAGGAUUAGCAGCAAUGGAGGGCACAGAUGAUGGGCAGCCUACACAGGAGUGGCGAUGGACCGUGGGCAGCCCCGCCAGCUCGGCACCUUCGCAGCUAGCCUUGCUGGGACAGAGGCACCACCCCACGCUAACACCCACUGAAACUUCACCUCAGGCGUUGUGUCCUGUGUCUGGCUAAGUGUCCUGUGGAAGGAGGGAGUCUCCCUGUCGGCACCUGGCCCUGUACUGUUUACCUCUGAGAUGGUGCUAGCCACAGGCCCAGGGGGCUUGGCUCUCCACAAGCUCUCUGACUUUCAGUGUGCAGGGCAUGCUGGGAAAUGUAGUCCCCAACUGCCUAACCACUAGGGUGGCCCCAUGUCCCCUUGUACGCCCUUUGUUCUGGAGUGAUUAACAGCACCCUCUUUCACGCUCUCAAGUACCCUGUGGGAUAAUGAACCGUAUGAUCAUAAACGCACCUCAGAGUCGCAUCCAGCCUGGGUCAUGACACCCCCUGGUCUUCCCACGCCAACUCCCAGAGGAGCCACCCUGCUGAGGGUUAGCUCUUGGGGUUAGAGCGUGUGACAUGGAAAUGAACUUUUCUAAUUGAGGGAAGCAGUCCCUUUCCUAAAGCAAUCAAGGAUUUAUUUAACGUAGAUCCCACUUGGUAGGUUAAAAAAGAAUUUAAAGUGUUUUCAUGGUUUUUAGUCUUUGCUUAAAGCAAGCCUCUAAAAAUUCAGAUUAUUCUCUUGAAAAAUUUUUUAUAACGGAAAAA
Messenger RNA from Hipposideros armiger (great roundleaf bat), 2480 nucleotides. It is a transcript of the gene ISG20L2, whose product is annotated as interferon stimulated exonuclease gene 20 like 2. The record is from RefSeq and is a predicted model, not a curated record. Lineage: Eukaryota; Metazoa; Chordata; Mammalia; Chiroptera; Hipposideridae. The coding region runs from base 703 to 1737 and encodes 344 amino acids. Gene Ontology annotation, cellular component: nucleus. The transcript has 3 exons. Gene Ontology annotation, molecular function: nucleic acid binding; 3'-5'-RNA exonuclease activity.